UUUCUCCCACAUCUCAUUCUUCAUCUCCUUCUAUCACCCAUUCAUACUUUUUCUUACAUUCUGAAAUCAAAUCAAGAGCUCUGUCAUUGUGUAAGUUAUUUCACAGAGAAAGGUAAAGAUGUUGGGAAUUUUCAAGGAGAAGUUGGUUAAUGCACCGAAGGAGCUGAAGAGUCCAGCUUCUACGAGUGGGUGCAGUAAGCCUAAGCUAAGCAAUGAAAUCCUGAAUGAUUUCAUGUCCUCCAAUUCUUCCAAUGCUUUUUCAAUGUGCUUUGGAAAUGAUGCUUUGGUAGCCUAUUCCCCUUCAAACAGCAACUCCACUCAUCACAGAUUCUUCAGUGGUUUGGAUGACAUAUACUGCGUUUUCAUGGGUGAGCUGCACAACCUUAGUAGGCUGAACAAGCAAUAUGGGCUAUCAAAGGGAGCAAACGAGGCCAUGUUCAUCAUUCAAGCAUAUCGAACACUUCGAGACAGAGGUCCAUACCCUGCUGAUCAAGUCCUCAGUCAACUCGAAGGCAGUUUUGGAUUUCUCAUCUAUGACCACAAGAAUGGAACUGUUUUUGUUGCAUCUGGUUCCAAUGGCCAGAUUGGGCUCUACUGGGGUGUUGCAGCCGAUGGUUCGAUAGUGAUUUCUGAAAAUGUGGACCUUAUAAAAGCAGGCUGUGCUAAAUCAUUCGCACCAUUUCCAACUGGGUGUAUGUUUCACAGUGAACAUGGUCUGAUGAACUUUGAACAUCCGACGAGGAAGAUGAAAGCAAUGCCAAGAAUUGACAGCGAGGGGGUUAUGUGUGGGGCAAACUUCAAUGUUGACUCUCAAUCAAAGAUCCAAACGAUGCCGCGUGUUGGAAGUGAAGCUAACUGGGCUACUUGGGGAUAAUAAGAAACCAGGCAGCAGUGUUGAAGAUGACUAAGGUUGUUUGUAAUAUGAAUAACAGGAGAUUUUAGUUUUUCAGUUUGAAAUUAUUAGGCGUGUAUUUGCUUUCGUUGUAUUCAGAAAAUGAAGUGGAGCUUUAGAAACAUAGUUUGAGUACAGGUGCACAUAUUUGCUCCCAUGAUUGUUCACAGUAUGAUUAUGUUGUCCGUCAACAUAAAUUGCGGCAAAUAGAUCCUGAACUAUAAUCCUUUGCUUAGAAUAUUUUGCAUACAAAUAGCACAUAUAUGUGUGUAAAUAAAUUUACCGCUGGUUGCUUUUGUCCGA
Vigna angularis (adzuki bean) is the source of this 1195-nucleotide messenger RNA. Its product is annotated as stem-specific protein TSJT1. The transcript is spliced from 3 exons. The coding region runs from base 119 to 874 and encodes 251 amino acids. The record is from RefSeq and is a predicted model, not a curated record. Lineage: Eukaryota; Viridiplantae; Streptophyta; Magnoliopsida; Fabales; Fabaceae.